AUGAAACUCCUCCGUGGCCAAACCCUAAAGCCCUUUUUCCGAUCAAUUUCCACCACCGUAAAAUCUCAUCACAACGAUGACAAGAAGAGCCUUCCAACAAACAAGUACCUUAAUUCAUGGACAAAACCUAAAGAUCCUAAAGAAGCUGAAGCUAAGCUCGCGUUUUUACGGCGUGAAUACGCGAAGAAAGUGAGGGAUGUUAGGAAAGAGUACAUACAGGAAAUGGAGGUGCAGAGGCUUGAGAAAAUGAGGAAAGACGAAGCGAAAAAGGAAGCGCAAAGGAUUGCUAAUGAAGAGAGGAAAGUUGCUAAAGCUGCUGAGAAGAAAGCUAAAGCUAUGGAAAGAGAAGCUGCUCAACAAGAGUUCCGCAAAACCCUGGCCAAUUUGCAAGCAAAUCGACUAGUUCAGGAACCUGCCACCUCUCGUCACAUUGGGAUUAGCAUCUCACCACCAUACAACAUACGAAAAAAGCACAAAAAUGAAACUCCUCCGUGGCCAAACCCUAAAGCCCUUUUUCCGAUCAAUUUCCACCACCGUAAAUCUCAUCACAACGAUGACAAGAAGAGCCUUCCAGCAAACAAGUACCUUAAUUCAUGGACAAAACCUAAAGAUCCUAAAGAAGCUGAAGCUAAGCUCGCGUUUUUACGGCGUGAAUACGCGAAGAAAGUGAGGGAUGUUAGGAAAGAGUACAUACAUGAAAUGGAGGUGCAGAGGCUUGAGAAAAUGAGGAAAGACGAAGCGAAAAAGGAAGCGCAAAGGAUUGCUAAUGAAGAGAGGAAAGUUGCUAAAGCUGCUGAGAAGAAAGCUAAAGCUAUGGAAAGAGAAGCUGCUCAAAAAGACAUCUCACCACCAUACAACAUACGAAAAAAGCACAAAAAUGAAACUCCUCCGUGGCCAAACCCUAAAGCCCUUUUUCCGAUCAAUUUCCACCACCGUAAAUCUCAUCACAACGAUGACAAGAAGAGCCUUCCAGCAAACAAGUACCUUAAUUCAUGGACAAAACCUAAAGAUCCUAAAGAAGCUGAAGCUAAGCUCGCGUUUUUACGGCGUGAAUACGCGAAGAAAGUGAGGGAUGUUAGGAAAGAGUACAUACAUGAAAUGGAGGUGCAGAGGCUUGAGAAAAUGAGGAAAGACGAAGCGAAAAAGGAAGCGCAAAGGAUUGCUAAUGAAGAGAGGAAAGUUGCUAAAGCUGCUGAGAAGAAAGCUAAAGCUAUGGAAAGAGAAGCUGCUCAAAAAGAGUUACGCUAA
Lycium barbarum (goji berry) is the source of this 1248-nucleotide messenger RNA. RefSeq lists its product as uncharacterized. The record is from RefSeq and is a predicted model, not a curated record. The transcript is spliced from 4 exons. Lineage: Eukaryota; Viridiplantae; Streptophyta; Magnoliopsida; Solanales; Solanaceae. Bases 1 to 1248 code for a protein of 415 amino acids.